UGCGCGGAUAUAGGCUGCAGUGGGCACUGGGCAGCAGCAGUGACUAGACAAGCGCUUUAUCGACACAAGCAGAGCACAGGUGCCGAAUAACCCAGCAAAAUGCUCUUUUAAACAAUCGCACGUCUCAUCCCGGAGCCAGAGAUGUGAUGAGGAGUAAAAGUCCAAUGUUGCAUUAGUCUCAUUGUGACAUGCUGGCCUGUCUGCCGGUAUCAAACCCCUCCUUCCAGCUUCUCUCGUACACGCAGAUGAACACUGGACUUCAGAAAUGGGACACUACACAGAGGAUGAGAUCAGCACACUAUCCUACCCCAGCGGAAUUGGAUGCCUAUGCUAAGAAAGUUGCCAAUAACCCACUGACUAUAAAAAUCUUCCCCAAUAGUGUGAAAGUACCUCAGAGGAAGCAUAUUCGCCGCACCGUUAACGGUCUCGACACCUCCAGCCAGCGAUACAGCCCCUACCCACCUCAGGUCAACACCCGGACGGGCCUCUUGGCCAUCGUCAAAGUCCCCGUCAAAGGGAUCCUCAAGGACAUUGAAGGCGGCCGAGCCCGUUUUCUCCCCAAGCUCAUCAUGAACCCGCACAGUGGGCUUUACACCAGUUCCAGCACUUUAAAUGUUCCUCACACUGUUCCACACGUUCAGACUCCUUUAGGCCAGAAGAGUCUCGCCCACUCUCAGGCCUUGCAGGCCCAUUCACAAUCCCUGCAGCAGAAGAGUAGUUUACAACCACAGCAGAGCCUGGCUCAUCAGGAGGCUUUACAUCAGAGCCAGGCUCACCAACCGCCAGUACCACACCACGCCCUAAACCACCAACAGACUCUCAUGCAGCAGCAGACACAGUUGCCUGGUCCGCAAGGACUACGGCAUCUGCCUGAUAUCGCGCAGUCGGUGAACCUGCAACACUCCCAGGGCUUCUCUCAAUCCCAACCCAUGCCACAGGCGUCUUGCACUGGGCCACCGGCCCCGGGGGUCUUACAGCCACCCCUGGCAGGCUUACAGAUGGCACGCAAACUGCCUGACGCCGAUGCCCCUCCCAAUGUGACUGUGUCUACCUCAACCAUACCGCUGUCCAUGGCUGCCAGCCUGCACCAGAACCGGCCCAGCGACUUGAGCAGCAUCGUCAAUCAGAUCAACCAGUUCUGCCAGGCUCGGGCUGGCAUGGGCUCUACCUCCGUGUGUGAAGGACAGAUCGCCAACCCCAGUCCCAUCAGCCGCAACCAGCUCAUCAACGCAAGCUCUCGGGUGUGCACUCAUCACGUUGUGGGUCCUCCGCCUUCUUGCAUCCUUGGCAACUCUGACAAAGGUGGUCCUGCUCUGCAUCUGCCCGACAUCGCGGCCAUGAACAGGAUGCCCCUUUACCACAAUGACAUGAAGCAGCAGUCCCAGCCACAACGUCAGCAGGGCCCUUGGGGCCAGCACCAGUUGGCACACCUUCAGCACCUUCCGGAGGGAGCGGCUCACCAGGGCAAGAAUCUCCCUAGAGAAGGCCUAGUGGGACCGGGGUUCCUCACCAAGAGCAUGGGCUACCCGCAGGAGGUGUGCAUGGCUCAGCCCUUCAACUUGAAGCCCCCCACUGAUAAACCAACUCCAUCUCCUCCGGUCAACGGGAUGCCCAUGAGUUACAGCAACGGCCACUACAUGCAGCCUCACUGGAACAGCAUCCUGCCCACGCCAAACAGUGAUAGCUCAGGGUCUCAAGACCUGGUGGGGCCGUUCCACGGAGGCCUCUCAGGGGCCUCCAUAGACUGCACCCCUGGAGCACAGUACAGGACCGGGCCGUCCAUUUCAAGCCAGACCAACCUGAUGCAGACCAUGGAGUACAUGGGUGGCGACUUCCAGGCGCCCUGCUUCCGAGCGCAGAAUCCUGGCACAAUGUCAAAGAUGCACAGAGCCUCAGUCAGCAGGGCCACAGAUUCAGGUGAUAGUAGAAAUGUCCACAUCCACCACCCAGGGUACAGAUGAGCUGCGGCCAGUUCACGCUAGUCAGUGUUAGUCGGAGCGCAAGGAAAAAAUGUCCCCAUCUUGCAAGUGAUCUACUGAAUGUUUCCUUUAUGAUUAUUUACGUGGCUACCACAAAUCUGAACACCCAUGUGCCACUUUGGUUUCUUUUAUUAUUUUAAUUUCUAUUAGUAUAGAUUACUUAAAUAAUUAGCCGUUGGGGGGGGAAAUUAGGC
Molecule: messenger RNA, 2173 nt
Organism: Rhinichthys klamathensis goyatoka
Lineage: Eukaryota; Metazoa; Chordata; Actinopteri; Cypriniformes; Leuciscidae
Gene: fam222bb
Product: family with sequence similarity 222 member Bb
Exons: 3
Coding region: 189-1961 (590 amino acids)
Source: RefSeq, a predicted model, not a curated record